Phaeoacremonium minimum UCRPA7 is the source of this 1545-nucleotide messenger RNA. Its product is annotated as putative mfs transporter protein. The record is from RefSeq and is a predicted model, not a curated record. Gene Ontology annotation, molecular function: transmembrane transporter activity. Gene Ontology annotation, biological process: transmembrane transport. NCBI's taxonomy places the organism in Eukaryota, Fungi, Ascomycota, Sordariomycetes, Togniniales, Togniniaceae. The coding region runs from base 1 to 1545 and encodes 514 amino acids. The transcript has 2 exons.
AUGGCCACCCAGGGCACACUCGAAGCGCGCGAGGCCAUGGUGCCAGGUACCAUUCACCUCCUCGAUGUGCACUCGUCGGGCCCGGACACGGUGGUGCUAAAUCCCCGUCCAUCCGCAGAUCCGGAGGAUCCUCUCAAUUGGAAACCGUUUCGCAAACAAGUCGCAAUCUGGUCUGUCUACGUCUACCUCUUCGGUGUGUCUAUUGCCACUACCGUCCACUACUCUGUUCUGUCUGAUAUCGCCGCCGAGACGGGAAUCACCAUCGCCGAACUCAACACGGGUACUGGACUCAUGAUUCUCUUUAUUGGAUGGGGAUGUCUGAUAUGGCAGCCCAUCGCCCUGGUCUUCGGCCGUCGCGGUGUAUAUGUCUUGACUAGCCUCCUCGGCCUCGCACCUAUGGUGUGGACGGCAUAUUCUAAGACAUCCGCGGAAUGUGUCUACGUCUUGAUUCUCUUUGGUGGAAACGCUCUGGCACCUCUUCUGGCCGGCUUGAUUACGAAUGGUCUGGGCUGGCGAGCCGCCAUCUGGUUCGGAACCAUCGUCCUAGCUGUGACCACCAUCAUUAUCAUGUUCACCCUAGAAGAAACCAUGUAUUUCCGGCAGACGAUAGAAGGGUUUGAUGAUGGGAUCCCAGCCCAGGAUGUCCACGAAUUCAUUGUUCGUCCCUCCAAGAAUGAUGGAACCAACCCAAUGGCGGCGGUCGAAGAAAAAACUAUCUCGGCUCCGCUGAGCCCUCCGAGUCCCGUUCGAGGCCAGAUUUACCCAACCCCGCGAACAUACAAGCAGAAGCUGCAUCUCUUCCGCGACUUGGCCGGCAGGCCAUCGGUCAAGCAAAUGUUCGUGAUGAUGUAUCGCCCGCUGACACUUGUCUUCCACUUCCCUAACAUAGUCUGGGCGGGCUUCCUGUACGGCACGAACCUCUCUUGGUACGCCGUCUGCAACGGGACUAUGAGUCUAAUCUUGAGCGGCAGCCCGUACAACUUUUCGCCCAGUAUGGUCGGCGUCGCGUACGUGUCGCCGUUCAUAGGGUCUGUCGUCGGCGCGCUCUGGGCCGGUUGGAUCGGUGAUAAGAUUGCUCUGUUCCUGGCGAGGCGAAACGGCGGUAUUCGCGAGCCGGAACACCGGCUUUGGAUCUUGACAGUCUCUGGCCUCGUAGGCGGCGGUGGAUUCCUUCUCUGGGGAAUCGGAGCCGCUAACAACAUGCACUUUAUGGGGCUAAUAAUAGGCAUCGGUAUGGUCAUGUCGUGCGUCGUUGUCGGCGGAUCCACCGCCCUUGCCUACACUAUCGACUGCUUCAAAGAGAUAUCGGGAGAGAGUGUGAUUCUCGUGCAGGUCAUCCGUAACACCAUGGGCUUCGGUUUCUCAUACGGCAUCACUCCUUGGAUUGAGAGUCAGGGGCUUGUCAAAACAUUCGUAGCCGUAGCCGCCCUGUCCAUUUUUUGCAACUUGACAUUCCUGGCCCUUGUUUUCUGGGGAAAGAAACUGAGAAGGAUGUCAGCGAAGAAGUAUUGGGAGCUGAUUGAUUCUCUGCUCUUCACCCAUUGA